UGGAAGGAGCUACAGGAGCAGCUCUGGCCGGAGCCUGAAGACUCCCGCCGGAGCAAGGAGCAAAGACUGAAGGCUCCAGCCGCAGCGAAGACUGUGUCUGGAAGAUGGAAGGCGGUGGCCAGAGUGAAGGUCUGGGUCCCGGGUGCCAGAGGAACACUGGUGCUGGCAGCAAGGGGCAAGAAGGCCUAUCGCAGGAAUCUUCACGCAACGGGCCUCUAGUAUUAAAAAUAAGUAAAUAAAAGCCCACACCCUUCACAAGGGUGGCAGGUCAUGGUCCUGUUAGUGGGGAGUCUGGAGGAAUGGGGGGGACCCUUUCCAGGGCUAGAAUAGGCCCACUUCAUGGAGUGUCUGUGACUCAGACUCCUCCCGCCUGGCCGGGGCCCACUGCUCCCUGACCCUGCAGGGCUGUGUCCUCCGCGGCCUCUGGCCUGUUUCCGAGCCAGGACAGUCCCAGAGGAAGUUGGUGACUGGCCCCUGGAGCCUCCUGGCCCCAUGACAUGGCCUCGGCACACCUGCCCCUGCCCCGCCCGCUGCAGGUGCAGACCGGGGAGUGCAGGAGCCGCCAGGCUAUAGGGCGGGAGCCAGCGGCAGGAGAGGCCCGCCCCGUGGGCUGCAGGGGAUGGGAGGGCUGGAGGCGACGGGAGGGCUGGACAACCCUUGGGACCAGCAUGGGUUCCCGCAGCUCCUUCGCUCCAGACCCCGGUGCCACCCAAGAGCCAGAGCAGGAGGCGCUUCUAUUCUGCGCCGGCAGCAGACAGACCCUCGGUUCGCUGAGUAACUGAACGCGCGGCAACUCACCCAGCUCUGUGCUGCAGUUUCUGCCUGGUGCUGCCCUGCGUCUGCCCUCAGGGGCACGGCGCCCACGGAAGAGGAGCUCCCGCAUGGAGGUGGCCGAGUGGACCGCCCGGGGAGCCCCCAACCAGACGCAGGCGGGCGCUGCCCACACCCUGGCGCACCUGCUGCGGGACGCAGCGGAGGGGAGGAACGGCAGCGGCCCCCCCAGGGCCCUGCGGCUCCCGGACGGCACCAGCGCCGCCUGGUACAUCCUCACCAUCUUCGGCAUCUACGCGGUGGUCUUCCUCUUCCGCUUGGCCAGCAACAUCCUCAGGAAGAACGACAAGUCCCUGGAGGACAUUUAUUACCUAAACUUGACCUCUGAACUCAAAAAGAAAGGGCUCCCGAGCAGGGCAGCCAAGUGCUCCACGCUGACCAUCAGCAACACAGCCGCCCUGCAGCCCCGCCAGGCCAGCCUGGGGCCCGGGCGCAGGGACAGCGGGCCCCACACCGAGAUCUAGGGCACCCCUUGGCAGGCAGGGCAGCCAGGUCGCCACAGAAGAGGCCCGGCCUGCCUGGGGGCGGGGGGUGAGGGGGGGAUGCUCUGGGCUUACCUGGACCAGGGGGGCGGGGCUGGAAGGCCACCCCGGCCCGGGGCACUAACAGGGGUGGCGCUGACCAAAGCCGGCAUCCUGUGUCCUCGGGCCGCCUGCAGCUUUGAGACGAGACCGUGGGGGCAGGAGCUCCCGGCCACACUGUCCCUUCAGUAGAAAAGCUUGUGUUCCAGGGAAGGGUUCGGCAGCCACCUUCUCAGAGCUGGGAGACCCCUGGGGGCCCGGGAAGGUGGCCUUUUGUCGUGGAGAGAAGGCUGAGUUUGGAGUCCAGAGGCCUGGAUGAAACUUCAACUUUAGGGGUUACAAGAACUUUGGGGGGCUAGUGGCUCACCUGGGAUGCGUGGGGAUAUAUGGUCCCAAAGGGUCAGUCUUUCUGAAGACCCCCAACUGGAAUGUAAAACCAGAGUCGUUAACAUCAGAAGUGGGUGGGAAGUUCUUCGUUUUCAUUCAAACAGUGGGGGCCACUGAACAAAAGCAUUCGUUUUGGAGUCAGAAGGACCCAACUCUAGUCUGGGUUCCAUUAGCCACCACUUGGGUGUGAAUCUGUUUCAUUACAGAUAAAAUGAGGGCAAUGACGCCAGUUCCUCAAGCCUUCCGAAGUAUGUAAGAGCUAAUGAGGUCAUGCACGUGAAUGUAUUUUGAAAAGUAAAAUAAAUACAUAAUUAUAA
Molecule: messenger RNA, 2056 nt
Organism: Myotis daubentonii (Daubenton's bat)
Lineage: Eukaryota; Metazoa; Chordata; Mammalia; Chiroptera; Vespertilionidae
Gene: SMIM34
Product: small integral membrane protein 34
Source: RefSeq, a predicted model, not a curated record